Molecule: messenger RNA, 904 nt
Organism: Microplitis demolitor
Lineage: Eukaryota; Metazoa; Arthropoda; Insecta; Hymenoptera; Braconidae
Product: dorsal-ventral patterning protein tolloid
Exons: 4
Coding region: 1-798 (265 amino acids)
Source: RefSeq, a predicted model, not a curated record
AUGGGUUAUCAAUUGCUAAAAUCCAUUGUUAAGCGAGAGAGAGUACGGGUGAAAUUUCGAGCGGCGAAGCUAAGGAAAACCCAGAGAAGCAGAAUAGCCCGGACAUCGGCUGGAAUCUUGAAAUUGUUGGAGUUUUCCUCAAGGUCGCCGAUAAAUCCAAAUGGAUCGUUGGUGGCUAUCGAACGUUGUGAAUGGAGAAUAAGGGCUGCCGAAAGUGAAAGAAUCGAGCUUUAUAUUACGUCAUUAAGUAUUUACGAAAGUCCUGAUUGUACAGUUGAUUAUUUGGAAAUCAAAAAUGGCUACCGCGCUAAUAGUACAGUUUUGGCUCGUUAUUGUGGAAAUAGUUAUGUAGCCAAUUUGAUUGCUAGUAAUUACUUGCUAGUGACAUAUGUCAAAACAAGUGACAAAAGUAUUUACAGUGGGUUCCAAGCUGAUUACAAGACUAUUUGCGGAGGUGAUCUUGACAUUAAGAAAGAUACACCUUUCAGUAUAGAAUCGACGAAUUAUCCUGACGAGUAUCCGCCAAAUAGACGGUGUAUUUGGUACUUUACAGCACCAGAUAAUCAUCGUAUAGCAAUGAAGAUCAAUUACUUUGCUCUUGAAAUGAGUUACGGUUGUAAAAAUGAUUUUCUCGAAAUAAGCGACGGCAAUGAUGAACAUGCAACUCUUAUUGGACUCUACUGUGGUACCAAAAACUCUUGGCAAGUUAAUUCAACGGAUAAUAAAUUGUCUGUUGUAUUUGUUAGUAAUAAAAUAAAUCAGGAUAAUGGAUUUUCAGCCACUUUAGCAUUACUGUAGGUAGUUAAUCUAUUAAAUUAAUAUUCAUAAGGCUGACUGGACAAAAUAAACACUCCAUUCCUAUCUAAAUGGUUUAAUUUUUACUUUAAAUUGAUCUUUUCAAUUA